GGGGGGGACACGACAACGGCGCACACAACGUGAAGGACUCCAAAAUUGUCCAGCUGUCACUGAAGUGCUUUUGACUACACGUACAGAAUACUGGCACAAGGAAAAGCCUUAUUCACUCAACCUGGCAUUUCAUGACUUCGUCCACCAAACUACUGGCACAUGCACUGAAGAGGAGUCCACCACAGAUCUGCGCUGCCCGUCUUUCAAGUCUCAGAAGGCAGCAUGGAAACAUCGCCACAGCCUUCUGUCAGCCUGGAUCCUGUUUUAACAAAAGUGAUGACCACAAACAGAGAAUAUGGCCUCCUUUACUGGCAGGUCCCAACUGUGGCAGAAGGUUUUUCAGGGUCACUCCUGCUGGGAUUGUGAACGGCCCAGCGUCCGUUCAGCCGUACCUCAGAUUGAUGAGGCUGGACAAACCCAUAGGAACGUGGCUGCUGUAUCUGCCUUGUGCGUGGAGUAUUGGGUUGGCGGCAGACCCGGGAUGUCUUCCUGAUCUGCGCAUGCUUGCGCUCUUCGGUGUGGGAGCUUUGCUUAUGAGAGGAGCAGGAUGCACUAUCAAUGACAUGUGGGAUAAAGACUUUGACGUGAAGGUGUCAAGGACAGCCACUCGGCCCAUUGCAUCAGGAGAGAUCACACCGUUUCAGGCUCUGGUUUUCCUUGGAGGCCAGCUGAGUUUAGCACUGGGGGUUCUGCUCUGCCUCAAUUACUACAGCAUUGCUCUUGGCGCCGCCUCUUUGUCGCUGGUUGUCACGUACCCUCUCAUGAAGAGAAUCACAUACUGGCCACAGUUUGUUUUAGGUCUCACUUUUAAUUGGGGCGCUCUUCUGGGUUGGUCUGCUGUGAAGGGAUCAUGUGACUGGUCGGUGUGUUUACCUCUCUAUGUAUCUGGUGUCAUGUGGACAUUGAUUUAUGACACAAUCUAUGCCCAUCAGGACAAAGAUGAUGAUUUAAAAGUGGGUGUGAAGUCCACAGCUCUGAGGUUUCAGGAGAACACCAAACUGUGGCUGAGUGGCUUUACUGGGGCGAUGCUGUCAGGGCUGGUUCUAGCAGGAGCUAAUGCUGACCAGACUUUGCCCUACUAUUGUGCAGUGUCUGCAGUAGCCAUUCAUCUAGCACAUCAGAUCUACGCUGUGGACAUCAACAGACCUGAGGACUGCUGGAAAAAAUUUGCUUCAAACCGAAACCUUGGACUACUUUUAUUUUUAGGAAUAGUGACUGGAAACUUAUGGAAAAAGAGAAAUGAUCAUCAGAGUGAAACACAACUUAACUCCAUUUCAAGUUAGAACGCAUGCUGGUUGUAUGACUUAGAAUAAUACCAUUGAUGGAAACAUCAUGUAAACCAGUAAAUAUUCCUCUUAAAAUAUUUAUUAAAUUGCUACAAACAGGCUCGAUUUCUUAAAUAAUUAGAAAACUUACAUUACAUUACAUCUAUAAAAUGAAUGUUAACACUGAGAACAGUGCCAGUAAUUUAUGCCUACAAACAAACCAAAUAUUUUUUAUACAGUGAAUAAAAAUAUAAAAACAACAGAAAAAAAUGACCCCUUAUACAGGUCGAUUACAGUAUCUGAAUCAGAUUUGGAUAGUUUUAGUAGAGUAACAGAGGAGAGGCCAGGUAUUUGUGCAUUGUGUGCAAAAGGAAAUAUGAGGCACCAUGAACGUUGUGAAGAGAGUGUAAUCACAGGGAAGAAUAAAUGAUAAUAUUUGAUAGGAAUGAUUCAUUUGGAUGACGAGUAAUGAGGUCACGAUGAAGCCCUUUCUUCAUAUGGCGACUCGUAGACGUCCAUGGGUGGACAAGUGCAGACGAGAUGUUGGUCACCGUAGAUGUCAUCGAUCCUUGAAAUUGUGGGCCAGAACUUGGUCUCAGGUCUCACGAAAGGCUGAAAUAACAGGGUUGAAGAUGCAUUUUAAAACUGAGUGAAUAAAAACAUUUACUUUAAGUAAGGUUUAUAUAUUUUUACACUGAUGUACACACCAUGGGGAAAGCAGCAUACUCUCUGGAGUAAGGUCUGUCCCAUGUGGUAGAGGUAAUACAGGCCAGUGAGUGAGGAGCCAUCUUUGAAAAACAUCAAAGACAGGUUAGAGGAACUACAGAAAGAUCCAGAUUCAAUAAAAGUUCAGUACUAGAAUUAAUGUGAUUAAUGCAUAAACUCGAAACGCACUUAAUGAAAGUCUAUAGGGCAAAGUCAAUCCAAAGGGUUUAAAAGCAGAAAUGAGAAGCUUGUUUUUAAUAAAGCGCUUAUAUUAAUUCUUCUAGGCAUAAAAUGUCAAGCAAUACAAAUAGUUCUAUGCUCCAUAGACUUCCAGUGUAUGUGCAUUACUGUGCACAUGAUUAAAGCUGCACAGAUGCUGCUGAUAAGGAACGUUCCGGGUUCAAGUUAAGUUAGUUAAGCUUUAAAACGCUCACCUUGAGUGGAUUAACCCUUGAGUCCAUCCGGCCCUCUUCGAUUUCUGCGAUUUCCUGCCGGAUGGCCAGCAGCGAGUCACAGAAGCGGUCGAGCUCAGCCUUGUCCUCAGACUCCGUGGGUUCGAUCAUCAGAGUACCAGCCACAGGCCAUGACAUGGUCGGUGCAUGAAAACCUGGCAUAAAAGAUGGUGGUGAAUCAAUAGAUUUAAAGCCAAACAUUUACUUUAUAGACGUUUUUCUACUUACCAUAAUCUUGCAGUCUUUUUGCUACAUCAACUGCUUCAAUGUUUGCCGACUUUUUGAAAGGCCGCACAUCCAAAAUAAAUUCAUGAGCAAUGAAUCCUGCAAAUGCAAAAUAAUAAAAUGUUUGUGAGGCACUUCAAUUCAUUUAACAGCAAAAAAUUAAAUAAAUAAAAAAAAAAUAAUAAUAAUAAUAAUAAUUCAAUAAAGCCAACCUUUAGAGCCCCUGAAAAGAAUUUUGUAGUGGUUUUCCAGUCUUUUAGCCAUGUAAUUAGCAUUAAGGAUGGCCACCUCUGUAGCAUGAGCAAGUCCCUUUGAACCCAUCAUCUGUUAAAUGGAAAUAAAUCAAAUAUUAGAUGAAUAAAUUGGGGAUGCAUAAUUUAUUGGUACCAUAUCAGAUAUUAUUUUUUAUUGGUAUUGGCUUUAUACUGGAUAUUUUUAUUUUUACAUUCAAAUGACCUUUGCAGUUCACUCAAAAUGAAAAGCUUCUCAUCAUUUACUCACCCUUCAUUUGUUCCAGAUCUUUAGUAGUACAAAUCUUUAUCAAGCACAAAAGAUGAUAUUUUGAAGAAUGUGAAUAACCAAACAGUUAACAGUAGCCAUUAACAUCCAUAGGGUUUUUCCCUCCAUAAUAUGAAAGUCAGUGGCUACUAUCAACAAUAUCAUCUCUUGUGCUGAACUCAUACAAGAUUUUUAAAAACUUGAGGGUGAGUAAAUGACCAUUUUUAAUCUUGGGUGAACUAUUCCUUUCAAGUCUUUAAAUUCACCCAUAAUUUAACAAAUGCAAUCUUUAGCAAACCUCAAAAUGAGUAUCUAUUGUUCAUUCUGUAUACCCUUUAAUGUUGUGCAUUAGAAAUGAUUUAAGCAUUUUAUUUUUAAUGUAUUUAGGCAAAGUAGUAUAGAAACUGAUCUCAGACAUAACCUGAAAAUAAGUAGUCAGUAUGUUAAUAUAAUGGAUGCAUCGCUGCUAUUCAGAUAAACAAAAGUGUUGACCUUAAUGUAAGCCCAUGAGAUGGGCAGGAUAGCGCUGGAGCCCCAGGGAGCGGCACUGAUGGUGCCCAGAGAACUUCCUGCAUUACUGGACUGCAUGUUCACCACUGGAUGACUGGGCAGGAAGGGAGCGAGAUGCUGUUUCCUGUCAGAAAAAGCCAUAUGGUUAACUGGAGUCAACAGUUCAACUUUUCUAGUAGAUUCAGCAGGGCAGGUCUGCUCACUUCAAAACACUUACACUCCUAUUGGUCCCAUCCCAGGACCGCCACCACCGUGAGGAAUGCAGAAGGUUUUAUGGAGAUUUAGGUGAGACACAUCUGAGCCAUAGUCUCCUGGCCGACAUAAUCCAACCUGAAUCCAAAGAACAUGAUAAAUCCAUAAGUACAUGCACGUUUAAUGUAAAAAUCUUACAUCACUGUGAAUACAGCUCUCUGAAACUCUUCUUGCUUCUAAACCUUUAACGGCAUUUAUUUAAAUUAAUUCAGAAAUAUUGUGCAUGGUUCAUUCAUACAGCACAUACAACUGUUAAAUGUGAAAAAUCUAAAAAAAAGAUGUAGGGGUUCACAUUAACCAAGAUUAAUAUAUAGUGUAUAAUGUAUUGUCCAUUGCUAGUCUAAUGUUAAUUUUGCCAUAUUCUAAAGCAUUGCUGUUCGUUCUUGGUCUGACCUGUGCGUUCAUGUUGGCACCAUCCAGGUACACCUGUCCGCCGUUCUGAUGGAUGAGCUCACACACUUCACUCACAUUCUCCUCAAACACACCAUUAGUGGAGGGGUAUGUGAUCAUAAUGGCAGCCAAGUUGGCCUUGUGUUUGUCCACCUGACAAAAA
Molecule: messenger RNA, 4460 nt
Organism: Cyprinus carpio (common carp)
Lineage: Eukaryota; Metazoa; Chordata; Actinopteri; Cypriniformes; Cyprinidae
Product: 4-hydroxybenzoate polyprenyltransferase, mitochondrial-like
Biological process (GO): ubiquinone biosynthetic process
Cellular component (GO): mitochondrial inner membrane
Source: RefSeq, a predicted model, not a curated record